This is a messenger RNA of Styela clava, 2436 nucleotides long. Its product is annotated as transmembrane protein 209-like. The record is from RefSeq and is a predicted model, not a curated record. Gene Ontology annotation, cellular component: membrane. NCBI's taxonomy places the organism in Eukaryota, Metazoa, Chordata, Ascidiacea, Stolidobranchia, Styelidae.
UGGUGGACUACAGCUUCUGUUAUGAAUAGGUUAAUACUAUUAUUAAGUAACUAGAUUCUGUUCUUCAGUUCUUUUUCAAUUGCUGUGUGCUGAAACUUCUAUAGAUGUCGUUUGACACACCUUUACGGAAGCCGCUGCAACCAGGGCAGAUCAGUCCUGUUAUAAGCAGCACACUUCGAUACAAAAAGUCUCUUUCAGCUUCACGUUUCCAGUGUGUGUGGGGAUUGUUGGAUGUCUUCAUUUUUUUCUUACUGCUUUUUGAAGUUAAAACACAAUAUCUUCAGCUGCAAUUUGUUGGAGAGAGCGAUGUGUUUCGUUAUUUUUUGAUUGGAAUUUGUGCAAGUUUUGCAGUGAGUGCUGUUGUAAAUUUUCUCCAAGCUAUACAAUCAGUGUCUGUACGUCAACCAAUUCUUUCUCCGAAACAAAAGCAACUUCUUGGAAUUAUGCAAGAUGGUACAUCAGAUUUCAAGACACAGCCUGAUGUACAGUCAGUUGGAUCUAUUCGACAACCAUUGAAUAUUUCUGCUCUGACUUCAUCGACUCCAACUCAACAACAACGUCCAUCACCAAUAUCUCAUUCACCUCAUCUGUCGCCUCUUACUUUGGGAAGACCAUUGAGCAACUCGCCUACAUCUAGUCCAAAUAUAUCUCAGAAUGCUGCUCAAAAGUUUUACAAGAGUCAAAAUGCAUCUUAUAUUGCUGCACAGCGUCGCUUCUCACCAAAUACUCAGGGUAGCCCAAUUACCAAUUUAGGUAUGAAUCUGGACGGAAGCAGUUACCAUGACUCGUCUGGAGGUGGGAGUCCUUUUUUGCGUCACAGAAGAUCACCAUAUAGGAAUUCACCAUUGUCUCCUGAUGAUUUUAUGGUUGAUCAAAAAACAUUGAAUAUGCAUUUGAGAUCACAUCAUCUUGAAAAAGAACAACAAAGACUUCAAAUGUUAUCUUUGGAAAAUUCAUUCAAUAGUUCAGCUGGAAAGUGGGGGUUCUCAAAGUCAAGUUUUAUGGAAACAAGUCAGGAGUUGUUAAAAAAUGUAUAUCAGAUGGCGACACCAUCGCCUAAGUCAACAACAUCUCGGAAAGAUGAUAAAGAUGCAGCAACAAAAUAUGCGGCAUUAGAGUAUUGGAAGAAGUAUGGAAUAACUGCAGAUGAUCUCUCUGAAUGGACAGCAAGAACUAGAAGAUGGAUUUCCGCUACAUUAUUACUGCAACUUGUUGCUGAAAUUCAAAAAAUAAACAGCAGUCUCAAAAAGCUUGGGUGUCCUGAGAUACAGGUCGGCGAGUCCAGUAUCUCCAGUUUAAAACAAAUAAUUGCAUCAAGAGGAGCUCAGAUUCCUAAUUUAAUUCGGCUUCUACCAUACUUGGAAGUUACAAGCAAUCAAGAAUAUCUUAUAUCUAGAUUGAAAAGGCUUGCAUCAGGUGGGUAUAUGAGCGAAUUCAAGUGGAAUUCUGGUGGUGAAGUCAAAGGUCGAAAGUGGGCUGAUGACAUGCCUACAGAUUGUGAGAUCAUAAUGCAUGUUUUUUGUGUAUACAUGGAUUCUCAUCUUCCUGCUGAUCCAAGAUUUCCAGAUGGGAAAACAUUCUCAUCAAAGUAUUUUGUCAGGGCCCCAGAUAAACCCAAACCAGUGACAGAUGAUGCAUUCAUAAUUCAUCAAAGUAAAAUAAAUCCGCCUGAUUUUCGAAUUAUUGGACAUGACUCCGAUUAUAAUGUUCCUCCUGGCAGAAACAACAUUUUUCAUGCUUUGUUAUUGUUUUUACAUGAUGUUAAAGAAAAGAAAGAUGGAAUGUUAGGACAAGUCAACUUAGGUGCUUCUGGCAUCAAUAUAUUAUGGAUUCUAGAAGACGAAUUUGAGAUAAAGAGAUAUUAGUUGAGAGUUCCAACAAUGGCAAAACAUUCGCGUCACAGAUGAUAAGGAUUACCAUUACUGUUUCUGAUCAUCGGUAUGAAGUCAUGCAGAGAAACUGUUUUAGGCACUUCGAUAAAAUGUUUGUUCUCGCUUGAUUAAGAAUGAAAUGGAAUUUUAUCAUAUGGUAAUAGUUCAUAGGUCAAUCAAAUGUACUCCACUGGUCUGAAAUCCUACUGAUUUUAAAAGUAAAAGCGGAAUUCAAUUUUAGGCUCGCGCAGUAUCGUCUUGCAGAAUUUUAGUAGGGUGGGCCAUUAAUAAAAUAGUCACCCAAAGAAUUUUUCUUUUGUGGUUGGAAAUAUCCGGAGUUGAGCCUUUUGCUGUUUAUGACGUGCUUUGGAGAAGUCUUUCACUAUCGCGAUCAAACUGAACGAAAAGCCAACCUUGAGACUGUUUGGCAAAAUACUGCGUACAUGCAGGCGCAAUUUUUUUUCACCUGUAAUAUGUUCGUUGCAAAUGAACCACUGCCAUUUUAAUAUGAUAUUUAUACUUUUCUACUGCUUUCUUCCAAAUAAAAUUCGUUACAAUCGUAAAA